GGCACGUAGCAAUGCGGCAUACCAACAACCCGGGGCCCUCGGGCGUGGUAUACUAGCAUGCAGUACCUGCAUGCGGUGUACCCGCAACUCGGAGCCGGUUACUUCUGGCGAUCAUAAAUCAUCUCGUAUGGAGAACUAUGUUUGUCCUGGUCCAGUUUCAAGCCUCCAUGGUAUACCCGACUUAGUGACUCUUAUUUCAAGCCGCCAUGGCGAAUUGCACUUGUGUCCGUACAAGAUCGUACGGUGUCUACGUCAAAAGUCUUUUGUUAACUGUUUUGGUAACACAUCGUUCUCCAAAAUGCAAUCGUCAUCCAAAACGCAGGCUCUCAGGUGUUAUGCUUAUUUACAACUCUCGUACGCUCGAGGGUUGGUUCUUCUUCUACUUUUGGCUCUUUUCGAACCUCCUGGCGACUGCUACGGUUUAUCGUUG
This is a messenger RNA of Striga hermonthica, 430 nucleotides long. The record is from the annotation of a GenBank genome assembly. Lineage: Eukaryota; Viridiplantae; Streptophyta; Magnoliopsida; Lamiales; Orobanchaceae.